GUCCCAUCAAGCCCUCCAAAAACCACGUGGCCUGAUCAGCCAAUAGGAAGGCUUCUCUCGGGCGCGCGCGCAUUUCGAUUCCGGAAGCUGCAGUCCCUGUUUUCCUAGUGGCGGAAGAGAAAGCGCCAGCACUUUUGAAAUGGUUCAAGUUUUUUCGAGUUCGAGACAAUUUUAGUGGAAAAAUGUCUAACGUCACCGAAAAGACAACCGUAAAUUUGCUCGGAAAGGAGGCUAAUUUACACCAGCAGGUUCUGGCCUCCUUCCCUCUGUGUGAUGUGACAGAGGAUGACCUGACCCAAAACCCUCGGUUCUGCAAACUACUGGUCCUUCUGGCGCAGCACAUGGACAGAACCGGCCUCACAGCCUCACUAAAGGCAGAGCUGGAAAAGCUGUGCUUUUGCUGGUGUUUCCUGCAGACGGAACAGAACCUGCAGAGUCAGAGAAGACAGUGGCUUCGCACCGAAGUCCUGCACAGGGGUCUGCAGGAGAUGAUCCAGGACCACCACGUCAGGAAGGCUCACGUCACUGAACCCCCUGAUCAGAACAUGUGUUUCAGACGUCCUGUGAACAAAACCACGCCUGAUCUGCAGUUCCACGAAACGAUGGAGAAGUGUCUGCUGGUGGCUCAGUGUGUCAGACAGCUGGACCCCAGCAGCGCCACAAACGAGGAGCAGCCGUUUGUGUUCGGCCUGACGCCCCGACACGUGAAGGAACUCACGCCGCCAGAUAAGGACGUCCAGAGAAUGAGACGAGCUCUACCCAAACAGCUGGAGAAUCAUCUCAGGCAGAAAUGUCUUCAUCUGCUCUCCUACUACCAGCCUGAAUGUGAGACGGAGAGCGAGGGUCUGAAGACCGUCAAGCUGUCUCAUUUGUCGGCCCUGUUGGAUAAAGAGAAGACGAGGGCAGAAAGUCUGAGAGGAACCUGCCGGGAAAACGCGGUUCUGCUGCAGAGACAGAGCCAGGUCUACCUUUGUGAGCUCAUGAAGUGCAUCCAGCUUCUCCAGACUCUGAUCCUGGACCACAGACUGAAGAUCCAAACCGAUCUGGAUCGAAGUAAAUUAGAUUACCUUGAAGGCAAAUGUGAAUUGGUCUUACAGAAGCUCAAGGCUGAGACGGUGGAAGUUCAGCUGGACACUUACACGCCCGACUCGAUUUCUGCUCACAGAAAAAUAAGAGAGAAGCUGGAGGCCGAACUGAAGGCCUGCCGGGCAGAAAAACAGGCCGCAGAGCUGAAGCUGACCUCCUUUGAGAUCUUAGGGAAAGAGUUUAAGGCCCUCGCCGACGAGUACUGCAGACUACGGAGCGAGAUAGAGAACAAAAAAUGGGCUUUGGCGGAGUUAACUCAUGUAAAAAGCUAAAGAUUCUGUUCAUUGUGGAGCCAACAACCAUUGUUUGCUUUUCAGAACAAAACUUUGUUUCUAAAAGUAAACCUCCAUAUUCUGGAUAGAUCCAAAUAAAAUGAAAGUUUUAAUGUCUUUGGACCAUAUUUCUUAUAGUUAUAGUUGAACAUCCAUCUUUUCCUGCUUUUGUAUGUGUGAAACUGUUUUUUGAAAAAUAAAGAUUAUUGUAUUAAAA
Molecule: messenger RNA, 1575 nt
Organism: Oryzias latipes (Japanese medaka)
Lineage: Eukaryota; Metazoa; Chordata; Actinopteri; Beloniformes; Adrianichthyidae
Gene: haus4
Product: HAUS augmin-like complex, subunit 4
Biological process (GO): spindle assembly; centrosome cycle
Cellular component (GO): HAUS complex
Molecular function (GO): microtubule minus-end binding
Source: RefSeq, a predicted model, not a curated record